AUGAAGUUCACUCAAAUCGCUCAAGCUUUGGCAUUAGCGGGUUCCGCAACUGCUGUCACAUACUCAAACUCCUCCUUUGUUCCAAGUGGUUCAGGUUACUUCUAUGACGGUCAGGUCUACUUCAACUUGAACUUGCCUAACUCCGGCUUCACCAGCUUUGACAUUGACUGCUCCGGUGAUGGCGAUUUCACCUUCACCCCAGGCGCAUCCUCCGGCGUCUAUUCUCCUUCAGGUACUCCAUUUGAAGUCACCUCACAGAUGGAGUCCGAUGUCUUGUCCCUUUCUGCAGACAUUGACUUCAGCGCAGACGACGAAGCCGCAAAGGUUAACAUCUCCGGUGCACUCACUAGCGACUUGGACUCAUAUGUUGCUGUCUUUGACGUUGGCUUGCAAGGUCUACCUCAAUUGAUUGAAAAGAGAGAAGACCAAACCUUUGCUAUCACCGUCACUGCUACCUUCUCUGUUCCUUCCGGCGUCACCACCUCGACCUCCACCACCACUUCCUCCUCUGGCUCUACCGAACCAACCUCUGAACCAACAUCUGAACCAACCAGCGAAUCAACUACUGGCACCUCCUCCGGUUCUGGUUCUGUCACAACCACUACUUCUACUACCACUGGUGUCAUCACCUCCUGUUCCGACGAUAAGUGUACUACUUAUGAACCAGUCACCACCAAGGAAACCACCAUUGUCACCAUCACCUCUUGUUCCGACAACAAGUGUACCGAACUCCCUGUGGUUACUGGCUUAACUACUGUCACCGAGAAGGACACCACCUACACCACAUACUGUCCAUUGACAACCACCUAUGAGACUACUGUUGUCACCGUCACCUCCUGUUUGGACCACAAGUGUACUGAAGUUCCAGUCACUACCGGCUUAACCACCGUCACCGAAAAGGAAACAACUUACACUACAUACUGCCCACUUCCAACUGAUGUUACCACCAUCACUCAUACCGAAGUUAUCACCACCGAAUAUACUACAAACAAUGUUGUCACUUUGACCACUUACACCACCACCAAGGAAUACACUCCUGUCAACCCAGUCAAGCCUACUGCUUCAGGUACUACUGGUACUCCAGCUACUCCAGCUACCACCGGUACUCCAGCUACUGUCACUCCAACCACCAAAGCUCCAGUUGAACCAACCAUCCCAGGUACCACCGUUUCUUCUGUCUCCUCCCUCUCACCAAAGGAAAGCACUGUUCCAGUCAACCCAACUGAAGCUUCCACUUUCGAAGGUGCAGCAGCUUCAUUGAAGGCAUCAUCUAUCUUCACCGGUUUAACUAUCAUGUUAUCCAUGCUUUUCUAA
Molecule: messenger RNA, 1314 nt
Organism: Pichia kudriavzevii
Lineage: Eukaryota; Fungi; Ascomycota; Pichiomycetes; Pichiales; Pichiaceae
Exons: 1
Coding region: 1-1314 (437 amino acids)
Source: RefSeq, a predicted model, not a curated record